AUGAUGUUUGAGAGGACAAAGGUCGCAUUAAGUGCAGUGCUAGAUAGAAAAACUGGACCCGUCGUUGGUGACACCACCCUUGUUUACAGAACAGUGAACAUCGGCAACGCCUACAAUAACAAUAAAGGUAUCUUCACGGCUACCGUUGCCGGUGUUUACUUCUUCACCCUCUUCUUUUGCGCUGGAGAAGAGAACACUUCGACCCUGGCGCUCUACAAGAACAACAUGGCCGUCGUCACCACCGGUGAUUACAGUGUAGCCAAUGGGGCGGAUGACGGCGGCGAUGGAGUGACCCUGCAGCUGCAGCAAGGGGACCAGGUAUACGUGUUCCUGGCUGCAGCCACACACGUUUGGGGGGACGACAACAGCCAUACCGCCUUCAGUGGUUUUCUGCUCAGUCAAGAAUGA
Molecule: messenger RNA, 408 nt
Organism: Myripristis murdjan (pinecone soldierfish)
Lineage: Eukaryota; Metazoa; Chordata; Actinopteri; Holocentriformes; Holocentridae
Product: complement C1q-like protein 3
Exons: 3
Coding region: 1-408 (135 amino acids)
Molecular function (GO): protein binding
Source: RefSeq, a predicted model, not a curated record